AUGAUCUCCAUAGCAAAGGUCGUUCUGAUCAGUUGCCUCUCCUGGAAGGUUCUCUGUGAACGUGAACCCUCAAUUGUGUACAAAAUGAAGAAUAUCGAGUGCAUAACAAUACCAGGCUUUUCGGCCAACGCUUCUUGCUUCAUUAAGGCCAUUAAUUGGAAUAAGGCAGUGGCUGAAAUGGACGUGGAUCUCGUACGGCCACUAUAUAAUAUAUCAGUUCGGCUUCAGGUCUUCAAAAAGGACUACUCCAAUCAGUUUCAGCCGUUUCUUAUAGAUGUUCAUAUUAAUAUAUGCGACAUACUAUCAAGACGAAGCUUUGGAUCAUUCGGAGUAAUGAUGUUGAGAGUAACCAAGCGUUUUUCAAACUUCAAUCACAGCUGUCCCUAUGAGGGUCACCUAUUUGCUCGUGGCUUCUACAUCGACGAGACUUUAAUACCCGCCAGUCCACCGUUAGGCUUCUAUAAAUUCAAUAUCACUAUCAUGGAAAACUAUCUGAAAACGCCAGCUGCCCAUGUAGGCGGCAUUGUAUGGCAUGCACAGAUUAUGCAGCCAGUAAAGAAAAAGAUAAAGCAGGCAACCAAUGGCUAA
Drosophila kikkawai is the source of this 588-nucleotide messenger RNA. RefSeq lists its product as uncharacterized. The record is from RefSeq and is a predicted model, not a curated record. NCBI's taxonomy places the organism in Eukaryota, Metazoa, Arthropoda, Insecta, Diptera, Drosophilidae.